Molecule: messenger RNA, 1650 nt
Organism: Culex quinquefasciatus (southern house mosquito)
Lineage: Eukaryota; Metazoa; Arthropoda; Insecta; Diptera; Culicidae
Exons: 2
Coding region: 120-1583 (487 amino acids)
Molecular function (GO): protein binding
Source: RefSeq, a predicted model, not a curated record
UUCAAAAAAGUUCACACUAUCACCAGAUCACCACUCACCAGUCAGCCAUCUUUCAGUGUCGGAAGUCGGAACGGAAGAAUCUGGAAAAUUCAACGGCCGAAAAACCAAAGCAAAUCGCGAUGGACAAAGACCCGAAAUUAUCGCUGCUUCCGGCAAAGCUGUGGGAGCGCAUUUUUCGCCGUUUGACUCCUCUUCAGUUGCUGCGGGCUCGUGCAGUUUGUCGCCAAUGGCGCGACCUGGUCACCGGAAGUCCGAUGCUGAUGGGCCGGUUCGGCGGCGUCUUGUGUGGAAAAGGAGUGAUGGAUCGCAACUACCGGCCGGCUAUUGCUCUUCCGGUUGGUGAACUACUACUUUCCGCUUUCACUAUCGUCGGAACGGGUUCCUGGUGGGCUGGUUACGGUCCGGGAGUGACCAUGUUGGCUCUGAGGGAAUGCUCGAUGACCGUGGCGGUGCUGUUUGGCGUGCUGAAGCAAACUCCGAACCUCGAAUGGCUGGAUCUGGAAGACGUUGCGCUGACUGGUUCCUGCAAGCCGGAUUUCCGGAUGGAAAAAUUGGAAAGCUUCAACAUGGACAACCCGGGCGAUAUCGACGUUCCGCUAACAUUUCUGGAUGAUUUGGGAGAAGUUUUCACUGGUCUGAAGCUUUUUCGUCUGCUCCGUAAUGUUAUUACCAGCGACGAAGUGUAUGGCAGCGUGAUCAAGAUUGUUGAGGCCCAGCAAAACACCCUGGAAAGUCUGGAACUCUGCAAUGGAAAUUUCUUGGAAGCGCUCUGUCGGAUGGAAAAUUUGCGCCUCAAAUGGUUGUCGUGCUUCAUUGAUUUCAAGUCGGAUUCUCAUUGGGACAUAUUCUGUCGCAAACAACAGCAACUAGAAAAAUUGCUGAUUAUGGCGAAGGACUACUCGACGAUCUGCGAUGUCACCCAAAAACUGCCUAACCUGAAGAAGCUGCCGUUGGACAUUAUGAGCGGUUCGAUCACGAAGGCCGAUUUCCUAAACGAAAUGCCGAACUUGGAGAAAAUCGACAUCAAUGGUCACCUGAACGGAUUGGACUUUCGUUCGGCGGCUAGUCCCAAGUUGACACUGUUUCACAUGGUAAAUGCAACGGCCAAAAAGCUGGUUCAGUACCUGCAAAAAUCUCCCAAUCUUAGCGUGCUCAACAUACACGAGUGCGUCCUAAUCGGUGAUUCUGAACAUCCGGCAAGGUUCCAAUACCUCAACGAGCUGGUCUUGUCCAAGUGCAAACUACCCCCGAACGUGCUGAUGGCCCUGUGCUGCCAGAAUCCCCAGCUGGAGCAACUCCAACUCCGUUUCCUGUCAACCCUCACCGAUGAGAUGUUUCUGAAGAUCUGCAAAGAGCUGCCACGCCUGCGGUUCUUGGCCCUGGUUAGCUGUGCACUGCUCACCGAUGCCGUCGGGGACUACAUCAUCCAGCACUGUGUCUCGCUAGAGAAGCUGAAAAUCAGCGGCUUUACCCUGUCCGAGGAGGCACUCGCGAAGCUGCGCGAAAGACACGUGCGCAUGAAGCGCUGGUUCUGGCCGUACCCGUUCGAUCCCGUUGGUGGAUUUGCUCAAGCAGAGCAUUGAAUUUGAAUUGCUCUUAUGUUAUUAUUCUAAAGUUGAACAUGCUCAGCACUAAAAACUUGCUUUGAAA